This is a messenger RNA of Cetraspora pellucida, 709 nucleotides long. NCBI's taxonomy places the organism in Eukaryota, Fungi, Glomeromycota, Glomeromycetes, Diversisporales, Gigasporaceae. The record is from the annotation of a GenBank genome assembly.
GGAUGUUAAAACUGACAAGCAUAGAGAAAAUUAUUUAGGACAUUCACUUUUUGCGCCAGUAGGAAGAUGGCAAAAAGGCAAGGAUCUCACAUGGUAUUCCAAGGAUGGGAAGAGUGAGCAAGCAUAUAUUGAUGAAAUAAAUGCAAUUAAAGAUGCUGAGGCGGAUGUUAUGGCCGAAUUAUUAGGUGCUGGUAAAAGGAAAAAGGUUACGGGAAAUGUUACUCAGCAAGAAUUAAGUAAUGUUCUUAAAAGAGAACAAGAGGAGGAUGAUGAUGACGAUGAAAUUCUCAAGGAGGCAACUAAAGAUGCUACAAAAGGGUUGGGAUUUAAGAGUUUCGGUCGACUACAUAUUGAUGAAAUGAUACCGGGCGAUCCUGAGGCAAUCGAGAAUGGGAGUGUGCUGAAAAAUGAUGAGCAAAUAAUACAAAGUGAUAAAGACUAUUCUAUAAGUACAUCUGCAGUAAAAUCUGAUAAUAUUACUAGUAUAUCAGCUGUUUCUAAAAAGCAGAAAAAGGAAAAAAAAAAGAAGAGAAAAAAACAUAAAAAAGAUUCUAGAUCACCCUCCCCUGUUCGAAAGCGAUAUCGAGAUUCUAGAUCACCCUCCCCUGUUCGAAAGCGAUAUCGAGAUUCUAGUAGAAAAUUGAUUAUACAAAUUAAUUCAGUUAAUAUUAAUAUUUUGGAAAAAAUUAGAUAUAUUUUAAUGAAAGAU